AUGGCGGAGGCCGAGAACAUCCGCGUGGCCGUGCGCUGCCGGCCCAUGAGCAAGAAAGAGAUCAACGAGCAGGCCGAGUCGUGCUUCACGUGCAAGAACGGCAACGCCGUGCUCACCAACCCGGACAACAAGGACGAAGUGCACGAGUUUGGCUUUGACUUUGUGUACCCGUGCGAGACGGAGCAGUGCAAGGUCUUCAACGACUUUGGCCAGCCCGUGCUGCAGCGCGCGUUUGGCGGCUACAAUGGCACGAUCUUCGCCUAUGGGCAGACCGGCAGUGGCAAGACGUUCAGCAUGGCCGGCAUUGCCGGCAACGAAGACCUCGAAGGCCUCAUCCCGCGCAUGAACAAGGCGCUCUUCGACCACGUGCACGCCGAGAAGACGAACAGCCCCAACAAGCUCUUCCUCGUCGAGUGCUCGUUCUUUGAGAUUUACAACGAAAUCAUCUACGACCUCCUCGACUCGAGCCCUUCCAAAGACAAGAAAAACAAAGGCCUCGAGAUCAAGGAACAUAGCGUGCUCGGUAUCUACGUCAAGGACCUCCAGGAGCGCGUUGUCGAGUCGCGCGACGAAGUGCUCGAGCUCAUGGCCCAAGGCCAAGCCAACCGCACGGUUGGGUACACCAACAUGAACUCGGAGAGCUCGCGGUCGCACUCGAUCUUUGUCAUCAAGAUCCACCAGAAAGACUCGCUCGACGAGAGCAAAAACGUCUUUGCCAAGGUCAACCUCGUGGACCUCGCGGGCUCGGAGCGUGCGGCGGGCACGGGUGCUGUCGGCACGCGACUAAAGGAAGGCGCCAACAUCAACAAGUCGCUCAGUGCGCUCGGCAACGUCAUCAACGCGCUCCUCACGCGCGUGCUCCAGGAGUCGCUCGGUGGCAACUCGCUCUGUUCGAUGCUCGCAACUCUCUCGCCGGCCAACAUCAACUUUAUCGAGACGCUGGGCACGCUCAAGUAUGCGAGCCGCGCCAAGUCCAUCAAGGUCAACGCCAAGAAGAACGAAGAGGCGAGCCAGAUCUCACAGCUCAACGAAGAGAUUGCAGCGCUCAAGAAGCGCCUCAUGGAGCAGCAGAGCAUUAGCGUCGACCCGGCCGAGAAGAACGAAGUCAUUGCGCGGUUUGAAAAGCAGAUUCAGGAGAUGGAUGCAGUCCGGCUACAGACAUGGGAAGACAAGGCCAAGCUCAGCAAGCAGCACGAGCUCGAGCGGAAAAAACUGGCCAAAGAGAAAGCGCGCGCUGACCAAAAGACCCAAGAUGAAAAAAUCAAAAAGUGGAAGCUCUUGGAAGCCAAAGCCGACAUUGAACUCGCGAUGCGGGCGACGCGCGAACUCGAUGUCGGUACCGACAGCUGGAUCCACAUGGCCGCCAAAGCCAAGGCGCUCGAGCAAGACGUUAAGGACGCGCGGACGCUCAUUUGCGUCUUUAAAGACUCGCUGGACAAAGACGUCCUCAACUGGAAGGGCACGGACGACGACGCAUCGUCCGUGCACGUGACCGCGAACCAGCUCUGCACAAAAAUCAAAAACAUUCAGGAGGAAAGCGCCAAGAUGAUGGCCCUCGAGAGCGAGCUCUUGCGGCAAACGAGUGCGAUUCUGGACGCGAUUGCGACGGAGAUGGACGUGCUGCAGCGCAACUGGACGACUACGGUCGCGACGACGCCGCCACCCUCGAAAGAAGCCAAAGUGCUCUACGAAGACCGCGACAAGGCGCUGAGCAUCACGAUGCACAUGGUGCAAGCGUACCGCGCGGCCUUGCUGAGUACGCUCAAGUCGGAGCGGAAGCGCAUCUUUCACAUGCACGACGCCGCCAAGCUCCUCAGCAACGAGCUCCAGGCCCAAGUCGAGAGCCCGCACAUGGAUGACGAGCGCAAGAAGGCGCGCGCGAUGGCCCUCAAGUCGCUUGCCGGUGCGCUCGACGCCAUCUCGGACGCUUCGCACGCCACCACGUCAGAGAAUGCCAGCGAUGCAGCGCCGACGUACGAGCCCAAAGGCGAGCCGUUUGCGUUCGGGCUGGAAAAACGACUGCUCGGCGACGACCGGCUCUCGGCGUCGUCGGGCGAUGCCAAAGCCGCGCGCUUGCACGGGGCGGGGAGCUGGGCGCCGUCACCGGGCGACGUGACACCGUGGCUACGCAUCGACUUGGAGAAACCUCGUUUUGUUGUCAGCGUCAGCGUCCAGGGCGGCGUCUUGGGCCAAACCAGUGCCGAGGACCCGCCAUUGGACUUGUCCAAAGCCCACAUGGACACCGUGCUGAGUCAAGUGGCGGCGACCGCUGUCAGCGGGGACCACGACCAGACAUACGAGAUUGCAAAACACAUCAUGUCGUGGGUCAAACUGCUCAAGUCGCCGCAAGUACCCACGAAGCUCUUUAGCCGGCCGCCCGUCCGGUUCCUCCAUGACGUCAUCACGCAAGUCGCGCUCAACACAGGGUACGGCAAAGACGUCUUCUCGGAGAAAGACAGGGACUACAACCAGCUCACCGAGAAGAAAGAGAAAGUCGAGUACCUUCUCAAGGUCCUUCAGCUCGUCCAAACCACGUUCCAGGGAGUCAUAGACGUCAAGGCCACGGACGCCAACAUCCUUGCUGGAAAGGAGCCCGAGCAAACGAUGCAGCUGCUUGGGCUAUUCUGCCUCGGUGCCAUCAAGCAUGUCGCGACGCACGGCGCUCCUGUGCCACAAGAGGCGUGGGUCACCGAGCUGCAAAUCGAGACGAGCGUUGAGGGGGACACUUGGGUGCAGUUGCCCGCCCCCGUGGUUGCCAAUGUCGACGUGACCUCGGUUGUCGUCCUUGGUCUGCCCCCCAACACGGUCGCCCGGUACGUCAAGCUACUGCCGACCAAGUGGCAGAACACGCCAGCGCUUCGGGUCGAGGUGAUGGGUAUGGCCGCCGUGAGUGCAGACUCGGGUGUGGAUGCGAUUCAAACCGAGAUCCUCGGCUACCUCGGGCUGCUGACCAACCUUCUCUCGGCGGGCGAGCUCGUCCUCGAAGAGGCCAAGGUCAAGUGGGCCCAAGCAAAAGACAGCCAGCGAGAAAAACAAACCGCACUCAACAACCUCGUCCAAGAGAUGGACACGUGGAAGGCCCAGACGCAGACGCUGCAGGCCAAUUUGGACGCGGCCAACAAGGUCAUCGACAAGUGGAAAGCUGAGAAAGGCGAGUCGGACUCCAAGCUCUCGGCUGCGACCGCUCAAAUGCAAGCUAUUUCGGCGCAGUGCAAAGCGACAGAAGACCACCUUGCGCAGGCCAAGGCAACGAUCGACAGCCUCACGACCCAGUGUGCCGAGCUCACGCAGGCGAACGCUGCUGUCACGCACCAGCAAUCGCAGCUCGAGGCGCAAUUGACGUCCAUGACACAGUCCAAGGCCGACUUGGAAAAACUGAGCGAGAGCUUGCGCGCGCAAUUGAGCUCAAAAAGUGCCCUCGAGGGCGCGACCGACUCGCGCAUGGCGAGCCUCUCGGCCGAGCUCCAGACCGUCACAAUCCAAUUGGACGAAGCCAAACGCAACAUUGAGCGGACGGCCAAGGCGCUGGCCGAAGCCGAGGCGGACAAGUCGACCGCGUCGCAGCAAAUAAAGGCGCUCAAGCUCGAGGCGACCACCAAAGACCGCGCCAACGAAGCGCUCGAGGCCAAGUUUAAGGCGGACGUCGCCGACCUCCAGCGGCAGCAAGCGGCGACGAAUGCGGCGCUGCAAGAGUCAACGGCCCAACGCUCCGAGGUGGAAGGCCAGGCGCAGCGUGCCCAAGCUUUAGUGGCAAGCCUGCAAGCCGAGCUGGAAGCGACCAAAAAGCGACAGACGGAGAACGCAACGUCCGAGAUCAAACGCCUUCAGGACGAAGCCAGCGAGGCUGAGAAGCGGUACUUCUCCGUGCAGACGCAGCAAGUGCGGCUCCAAGCUGACAACGAGCGGCUCGAAGCGAAAUUCGCUGCCGCGGACGAGAAGCUUCGCGUGCUGGACGCCAAGCUGCUCGAGGCGACGGCGACGAUCGAGUCGCUCCAGCGCGAGAAGAAGCAGCUCGAGGAGCUCGAGGAAGAACUCAACCUGCAGCUGCAAGUCGUUACGGAAGAACGCGACUCGGCGCGCCAAAAAGAAGAAAUUCUCUUUUUUGAAAACGCCGAAAAGGAUCAAGAAAUCGAGCGCAUCCGGGACGGCUACGUCUGGGUCACGGACCGCAUGAACAACAAAGAAGACGAGCUCGCCGAGCUCCAGGAGCAAAUUGAAAAUACCAAAGUCUUCUUCGCCUCUCGACGAGCAGCGAGACACCGAGUCGUCCAAGCUCGAGUCAGCCCGCGACGCAAAGUGUCGGGGACCUCGCGAGCCUGUACCGCAUCGCCUUUCAGAAAGACUGCCCUGCGUCGGCGUCGCCGAGUGAGCUUCUGCAACAACUGACGCACUGGAUGCGAGCGCAGUCGCCCGCGGCCAACGCCCCGGCCGAGAGGCCGACGACGGGUCCUUCCAGCCAGAAUGUCCAGCCGGCGGCAAAGCCAGCCAAUACCGUCAAACCAGCGGUUGCCACACCCGCCAAACCGCCAGCCACCAAGCCCGACGCGCCGCCGACGUCUGUGACGCAAGGCGCGUCACACACCAAGCCACCCGAGGUCAGCGUCAAGCGACAAGUGUCGAUUGAAGACUUGUCGCCGCCCGCGCGCAUCGAGCCCAAGCCGGUGCUCGUCACCGGCAAGUCGGUCGCGUCCGAGAUUUACGACGACAACGAGUACGACGACGACUUUGAUGCGGCCGACGACGACGACGGAGCGAAGCGCACCAAGGCCAAGCGGCGCAGUCUCUUGAAUGGCGAGGCCACCGUCGAGCCUGCGCCAGUGCUUGUGACAACCUCCAGUAGCACCCACUAAGAAUGUCAAGCCUGUAAUAUAUAUGUACGACGACGCCUCAAGGA
Messenger RNA from Saprolegnia parasitica CBS 223.65, 4894 nucleotides. RefSeq lists its product as hypothetical. Gene Ontology annotation, biological process: mitotic spindle organization; microtubule-based movement. The transcript is spliced from 16 exons. Gene Ontology annotation, molecular function: microtubule motor activity; microtubule binding; ATP binding. The record is from RefSeq and is a predicted model, not a curated record. The coding region runs from base 1 to 4386 and encodes 1461 amino acids. NCBI's taxonomy places the organism in Eukaryota, Oomycota, Saprolegniomycetes, Saprolegniales, Saprolegniaceae.